This is a messenger RNA of Mycena citricolor, 3334 nucleotides long. NCBI's taxonomy places the organism in Eukaryota, Fungi, Basidiomycota, Agaricomycetes, Agaricales, Mycenaceae. The record is from the annotation of a GenBank genome assembly.
CCGGACACAGCCACCGGUGCGCGUUCACUCCCUGUGCCCUUUGCGACCCGAUUCCAGUCUUCUCUAUCGGAGUCCGCGUAUUCCUGACUGAACUGCCGUAAUUGGAAUUCUGGGCGGCCAUGGAUGACGAUGAUGCCGACUACAUGCAAGGAAGCGAUGAUGAAGACUACGGCUUCGACUACUCUGACGGUGACGACGCAGAAGAUUCAGGAAGUGCCGAUGUUGAAAAUAUGUAUUACAAGGCGAAGUCCAAGAAGGACGACAAUCCGGAGGAAGCUUUGAAAGAUUUCAAGGCGAUAGUUGACCAGGAGACUGAGAAGGGCGAUUGGGGUUUUAAAGCAUUGAAACAAUCCACCAAGCUAUUGUUCCUGGUCCUCAAGCGUCCGCAUGAUGCACUCAAGACGUAUACUCAGCUUUUGACUUACACGAAAUCUGCGGUGACGCGAAAUUACUCGGAGAAAUCCAUCAAUGGUAUCCUGGACUACGUUGGCGGUGGCAAAGGCGGACAAGUCGAUGUCGAUGUUUUGGAGCAAUUCUAUCAAGUCACGAAAGUGUCUUUGGAAGAUGCUAAGAAUGACCGACUUUCCGCCAAGACUAAUCUGAAGCUUGCGAAGCUGUGGCUAGACCGCAAAGAAUUCACUCGCCUUUCCAAGAUCAUCCGUGACCUCCACCGUGCUACUGAGCAAGAUGGGGAGAAUGACGAAACCCAAUCUCAGCACGGCACACAGCUUCUCGAAAUCUAUGCCCUCGAGAUUCAGAUGUACAACGAGAUGAGGAACUUCAAGAAGCUCAAGGAAAUCUAUAACGCAACUAAUGCUGUCCGCUCUGCCAUUCCACAUCCUCGAAUCAUGGGUGUCAUCAAGGAGUGUGGCGGCAAGAUGUGGAUGGGAGAACGCCAAUGGAAUCGCGCCUCUGAAGAUUUCUUUGAAUCCUUCCGCAACUACGAUGAAGCUGGGUCCCCUCAACGCAUUCAAGUCUUGAAGUAUCUCGUUCUCGCGAACAUGUUGACCGGAAGUGAGGUCAAUCCGUUCGACAGUCAAGAAACCAAACCAUACAAGACGGACCCACAAAUUAAAGCCAUGACCGAUCUCGUUGACGCAUAUCAACGUCGGGAAGUUCAUUCCGCCGAGAAGAUUCUCAAAGACAACCGUUCGACAAUCAUGGACGACGCUUUCAUUCGGGCAUACAUCGGCGAACUGCUUCGCAGUCUCAGAACCCAGUACCUGAUCGACUUGAUCAAACCUUACACUAGACUGGAGCUUUCCUUCCUAGCCAAGCAACUGAAUGUUGAUAUCACCGAGGUCGAGGAGUUGCUCAUCGGUCUGAUUCUGGAAGGUAAGGUGGAGGGAAGAAUCGAUCAGGUCGGAAUGCGACUGGAGCUAGAUCGUAAGCAGAGCCUGGAGAAGAAACGCUACGCCGCUUUGAAUAAGUGGACGGAGGCUCUGGAGAAUGUGCACACGGCUGUGGUCGGGAAGACAGCGCCCAGCUCACGCUCAGUGAUGAGUGGCAUCACGGGCGGCGACUUGAGUGAAUUUGUUCCUCGAGACGAUAGGUGGAUGUUAUGAAUGUGCAUGCAUUGUCUGUCAACUGCCUUGCGCAUGAAUCUACUCGAACUGUGUAUUUUAUACUGCCAUGCCAUUUGUACACUUCAGCCCGAGCAAGUUCGAUCACGAGAGAGCACAUACACUAGAAAGGUCGGUCCAUGGGUUUCCAGUCAUAGUUCCAGCCUGUUUUUGAGGGCGUCUCGCUGGGAAUCUUGAGCUCGCGGGGGAAAAGACCACGUAUUCUGGCGUCAUAAGCUCGGCCUUCCAAAGCAGGCAUGGUCUUGAGCGUGUCCAUCUCCUUCUGGGACCUCCUCCUAGGAUCCUCGACCUUGUUGGCUUCGCUGUAGGACUUGGGGUCCAUCUUCCGCAGCUCCUCCAUGGCAAGUUUCAUGCUAUUAUAUUUGCGCGUGAUCUCCUCCUCUCUGCGUUUGCGCAGGUGGCGCUUGUGGAGCAGCCAGGCGCGCUCGAUAGUAUCAUGUGCUUGGACCGAGGGUAUGGCGCGUUGAAGGGUCUGGCGCACGUCCGGGCGCCAUGUUCCUAUUGGGGUGGCCUUGUUUCGGAUGUUGGCGGGGUAGAGAGUCCGUCGGAUGAGGGAAAUCCGAGGGUCACCCGCAGCGGCCUCUGCAGGUCGUGCGUACUGGCGGACUUGGGAAGGGACGAGAGAGCCCGAGCGCGGUUUACAGGAUGAGAGAAGGGUGAAGGACAUGUCGAAAAAAUCGCGUGGCUGUGUCGCCAUCAUCAGCUCUUUCCCCAGCCCCGCCAUGCCGCGAGACGCCCGUUCACGGCGUUCCCGUACGCGAUCUCGUUCGCGCUCUCCCGAUGCAUCGGAGGAAGAAGAGAUUCGCUUACCACACAAUGCAUCCGCUAUCUCUGAAUCCGACUACUUCCGUAAGGGGGACGAAUUCAGGGUGUGGCUUAGGUCUGAGAAGAGGAAGCAUUUCGAUGAACUUUCCAGCGACAGAGCACGGAGCUACUUUCGCAAGUUUGUCAGGGCUUGGAACAAGGGCAAACUAUCAAGCUCGCUCUACACUGGCGUAGAUGCGACUAGUGUGACCGAGGCACAGACGAGUUAUAAAUGGUCAUUUGCGUCGAAGCGCUCGCGUGCAGAUGACGAUGCACUCCGUGCUGUGCGUCAAGAAGUGGGGGCCGCAACAGAUGGCCGCGAAUCUGCUACUAAUUCAGCGCCUGGGUCAAGCCGCGUCCGGGGACCCACGCUCCCAUCGUCCGCCGACCUCGUUUACGCUCGCGAACUAGAACGCGAGAAUGAUGAUCGGGAUCGCGGUCUGAAGCGAAAGCGGGAUCGAGCAGACGCCAAGGACCGGGUCGAAGACAUGGUAGGCCCGAAAGAAGUUGGGCGGGAAGGCAUGCUGGAAAAGAAACGGGCGAAACGAGAAUCUGAUCGAGCGUUCCGUGAUAAAGCUGAUGAGGGAUUGGAGGCAGACGAAUCGGUUCUGAUUGGCAGCGGCGACAGUUUCAAAGACCAAAUUGCUCGCCGAGAUGCCGCACGUAAACGGCACGAAGCAGCCCGGGAAGAGAAGAUAUCAGCUUCACGAGAACGAACUCAAGCUCUGAGGGACAGGGAAGACAAAACGAUGGCCAUGUUCCAAGCCCUUGCGAAGCAGCGAUAUGGUUGAGAUGGUAUGGUGUGGUAUUACAUGGUAUGGCAUGACAAGACACAUGUGUGAUAGUACGAACGCGAGAUAUGCGGCGCAUAGAAUGGUGGCACGAUGUCGUACAGGUUUGCUAUUCUAUCGUCCCCAUGCACGAUCUUCAGGAUCCAGCAUCUCAGG